This is a messenger RNA of Kwoniella shivajii, 702 nucleotides long. RefSeq lists its product as uncharacterized. NCBI's taxonomy places the organism in Eukaryota, Fungi, Basidiomycota, Tremellomycetes, Tremellales, Cryptococcaceae. The transcript has 3 exons. The record is from RefSeq and is a predicted model, not a curated record. Bases 1 to 702 code for a protein of 233 amino acids.
AUGAGAACAUCGAAUGAGAUGACCAUUGAACCAAGAAUACUGAAGAAACCUAGAAAAUCAAAGGAUAAAGCUAUGAAACUUAUUGAUCAAGGUGUGCUUGACGAAAGACGGUAUCGUAGACUACAAAAAGCUGAGAAGAGGGAAUUGGAAAUGAAGACGGUUGGAGAGAAAUUUGAUGAUCCGUCUGCAUCGUCGACUACGCCUCAAAUAGCAUCAGGACGACCACAGCCGGUGGUACCCACACGACCGAGGAAGGAACCAGUACUACUAUCUGACCGCGAACUUGAACCAAAAGCUGAAGCUGAAUACGAACAUGAACACGAUGUAACAUAUGAUCUCGAAAGUCGCCUUCCUGAGAUAACCGGAACAUCUUCUCCUAAUUCUAUUGAACUUGACCACAUUGACGAAGUGUCUGGUAAUAGAAAACGAAGAGAACCUUCAAUCCCAUUCGAAUGCCUCAUUUGCUCAGAAGAGAUCCCUAUCAUCCUUCAGCAAGCUCAAGAAGAAGGGAAAGGUGGUUUAGGCGGUGGAUUAGUCUUAUGGGCGUGUGAUCAAAAAGAUUGCGGAGCGUUGUUCUGCAUAGUUUGCGCCUAUCAAUAUAUAACUCUGCACGAUAAAAGCGACCCCAAAUGUCCUGCUUGUACGAGGCAAUGGGAAUCAAUGGUCUUAUGGCGCAAGCGAGAGCUUAUGAUUCAUCUUUGA